Messenger RNA from Sinocyclocheilus anshuiensis, 1678 nucleotides. RefSeq lists its product as uncharacterized. The transcript is spliced from 5 exons. The coding region runs from base 97 to 1584 and encodes 495 amino acids. NCBI's taxonomy places the organism in Eukaryota, Metazoa, Chordata, Actinopteri, Cypriniformes, Cyprinidae. The record is from RefSeq and is a predicted model, not a curated record.
AAGUAAAGAGUCGAUUCAAAUGAUACGAGUCUGAAGCGUGUUUUGAAAUCGCAUCGGUUACAGAUUCACUGAAUCUUCAGAUGCUGAUCAGCAGAGAUGAGUGAAAAUCAUCGAUCACAGACGGAGAAGAACACAACCAAGGCGAAGAGAAUCACCACAGCAAUGUUGUCUGGUGCUGCAGAAGCUUCAUCCUCAUCCAUGAGCUCCUCUGAUGUUCAAUCAUCAGCUGCUAAUGAACCAGAGCAGGAGUCUGCUCCACAAACCCGCCGCCGAAACAAGAGCAUCGGCGCGGCCCAUCCCGCCAUCUACUUAAACACCCGCUCUCACAAACUGCUCAGGAGAGCCAUACGCAUCUGGAAGAUGCCGAUUCCCAUACUGAGCUUCACGGGGUCUUUGAAGCCGAAGCCCAGAAGCUUCCGAGAGCGACUGAAGCGAGUGGAGAUGCUUCGUAAUCGGUGUGAAGACUCGAAUAGUCCGAAGCCGAUGACUCGCUCCGUCAGAGACCUGCAGCUGUGCAGCUCUGGGACAGACUCCUCUCCAUCACCCUCCAGCACCUCCCUAAAGUCCCACCGCAGCCUCCGCACGCGGCCGGUCCACAUGCUCCGCACCCGGCGAUAUAGGAAACAGUUACAGCUCUACCGGAUGCUGUCCAACAACAGGAGACGCAGACAGAGCGAUGAGAAACCGCACAAGCUGGAGGGUCAGUCAUCACCUGCGGCGCCCACUCGUGUUAAAGGCUCCUCUGAGAUUCAGGAUGAUCACCGAGAUUCGUCGUCUACCCAGAGUCCUCCAGUGAUCCGGGCGCCGCCGAGAAAAACCAGUCGCCGCUUGUGGCGCCGACAACUGGACAGCAGCAGUUCAGAAAACAGCCCGAUGACCGCUAACCCAGUUAACAGACAGCAACCUGGGAAAACAGACAAACAGAGUCACAACAGAAGGAUUUCGUUUUCUUUUGCUGAUGUUUCAAGCGAGUCGGCUGAGUUCGAUUUCCCUGAUAUUAAUUCUAGUGCAAUCAAAGAAGCUUCUGCACCUGCACACAGAAACAUUAAUGGCCACGAUUCAUCUGAUCUCAAACCGGACGUCCAAACCAAUGAGGAAUCAACAACUCACACUGAAACGAACGCAGAUGAACAUGAACAACAUCUGCAUGAAAAGCCUGACACAACAUCACCGGACUCUGAAGCGUCUUUGGUUUCAUGGCUGAAGAUCUUUAAAGAAGAACUCGAACACUGUGAAGAUGCCACUGAGAUGAAACAGGAGCCAGUUCAGUUCAAGAAUCCUUCAUCCAUCAGAAGCACACAGUCUAAUGCAGACGCUCUUCAGAAACCAGACACUCCCAGACCGAAGUCAAUUGUGAAAUGGAAGAACGUUAUGAUGCAGAGAGCGCUGUGUUCUUUUACAUUCCCGUAUGAGAAUCAGGAUCCAACACACGAAUCCUGGUGCAGCUUUACGCUGGGGGACGAUUCAACACACGCAGGCCGAAGUGACACAGACAGAGCUGACGUGACGCCUGAAUGUCCUGAGAAACCAGCUGAAGAUAACCUCAAGAACGGAGCUGCGGGAGAUGCUUUCAUACCACAGUAAAGCAACAGCUGAGUCUUCAGGCUGCCAGAUGCUGCUGAAUCCAGUGAAUUAAAAUAAAGACGAGAAGCAUCACAAGGGCUGAAUGUUGGAUAUA